GGUAACCUAUUGUAUCACCUUUCUAUUUGGAAUACAAGUUUGCUUUGGAUUUACGGCAAAUCGCUUGAAAAGGUCGGAAUCCGAAUGGGAUGAAGGCAUUGCAUCCGUCCUAGCGGAUUCCCCUUGGAUCAGCACUUCUGGGUCCUGUAAGGGUCGAUGUUUUGAACUUCAAGAAGCCGAUGCCCCCGCAUGCCGCUGCGACAACCUGUGUAAGAGUUACAACAGUUGUUGCCAAGACUUUGAUCAGCAUUGCCUUAAGACAGUAUUGGAGUGGACAUGGUUCCUACCAGAUGAUUCUCUGGCCAACCCAGAUUCUAAGUCGGCCUCUGCACCAGGCCGAGGUUGGAGCUGCAAGGAGAGGUGUGGGGAGGCCCGGAAUGAGGACAGUGCGUGCCAGUGCUCUGAGGAUUGUCUGACUAAAGGAGACUGCUGUACGGACUAUCAAAUAUCAUGCAAAGGUGGAACUCGUUGGGCGGAUGAUGAAUGUGAAGAAAUGAAGCAACCAGACUGUCCAGCAGGGUUUCUUCGACCACCUUUGAUCAUUUUCUCAGUUGAUGGAUUUCGUGCUUCAUAUAUGAAAGAAGGAGCAAAGGUUAUGCCCAAUAUCUACAAACUAAGAACCUGUGGAACACAUGCCCCAUAUAUGAGACCUGUUUAUCCAACAAAAACAUACCCAAAUUUGUAUACACUAGCAACGGGUCUUUAUCCAGAAUCUCAUGGGAUUGUUGGGAACUCUAUGUAUGAUCCUGUCUUUGAUGCUAACUUCAGCCUUCGGUCACGAGAGAAAUUUAAUCACAGAUGGUGGGGUGGGCAACCGCUUUGGAUUACUGCUCAAAAACAGGGGUUGAAGGCAGCCACAUUCUUCUGGCCUGUGACUAUACCUUAUCAGCGGAGAGUAUUAACAGUUCUUCAGUGGCUGCACUUGCCUGACAAUGAAAGGCCUUAUGUCUAUGCACUUUAUUCCGAACAGCCUGAUCAGACAGGACACAAAUAUGGACCAUUUAGCAGUGAGUUGACCAGUCAACUCAAGGAAAUCGAUAUCAUUGUUGGAAUGUUAAUGGAUGGUCUAAAACAAAUGAAGCUACAUCGAUGUGUCAAUAUUAUCUUCGUGGGGAGAUCACGGUAUGGAAGAAGCAACUUGUGAGAGGACUGAAUUUUUGAACUCCUAUUUAAACAAUGUGGAUGAUUUUAUCUUCCUACCUGGCUCUCUAGGACGUUUGCGUACUAAGAACAGUCUGCCUAAACGUCAAUGUUGCCCUAAUCCAAUAGGAAACAAAAAGAAGAAAAAAAUAUCGGGGACACACAAUACUCAUUCUUAUGGCAAUCUAGAUGAUCCUAAAGUAGUUGUUGCAAAUCUUACGUGUAAAAAACCAGAUCAGCACUUCAAACCUUACCUGAAGCAACACCUUCCAAAGAGACUGCACUAUGCCAAUAACAGAAGGAUAGAAGAUAUUCAUCUGUUGGUUGACAGGAAAUGGCAUGUAGCAAGAAAACCUGUAGAUGUCUAUAAAAAGCCAACCAAAGGAUGUGUUUUCCAAGGAGAUCACGGCUAUGACAACAAGUUCAGCAGCAUGCAGACUGUAUUUGUUGCAUAUGGACCAACAUUCAAAUACAAGACUAAAGUACCUCCAUUUGAAAAUAUAGAGUUAUACAAUGUCAUGUGUGACCUUCUUGGAUUAAAACCUGCCCCUAACAAUGGAACUCACGGAAGUUUAAAUCACCUCCUAAAAGUGGCAACUCACAAGCCAGCCUUGCCAGAUGAAGUCUCCAAACCAGUGCCAGUUGUUGUCUCCCCAUCCACUGUGAAUGAAGAGCUAGGAUGUUCAUGUGACGUUCAGAAUAAAGCUGAGGAACUGAAUAAGAGACUUUAUGUUAAAAUAACAGAUGAUGUGGCAGUAGACGAGCUUAGCAAUGAAAUUAAGGAGGUGCUACCAAGGAACUCAGAUAAAAACCCCCUCUAUGGGAGACCAGCUGUGUUAUUUAAGACCAAGUACAGCAUACUACAACACAGUGAUUUUGUAAGUGGUUACAGCGAGAGCUUGAUGAUGCCACUUUGGACGUCGUAUACCAUAUCAAAACAGGCUGAAGUAUCUGGCAUCCCCGACUAUCUCUCGAAUUGUGUAAGACUCGACCCACGCAUUUCUCCUGGCAACAGCCAAAGCUGUUCUGCUUACAAAGCUGACAAACAGAUGUCCUAUGGAUUCCUCUUCCCACCCCAAUUGAGUUCCUCUGCAGAUGCCAGAUAUGAUGCAUUCCUCAUUACAAAUGUCGUUCCUAUAUAUCCAGCUUUUAAAAAAAUCUGGAACCAUCUCCAGAGGGUCCUGGUGAAACGCUAUGCAUCAGAAAGGAAUGGAGUCAAUGUCAUUACGGGGCCAAUAUUCGACUAUGACUACGAUGGCUUAUAUGACACCUCUGACAAAAUCAAAACUUUUGUAGAUGGAUCUAUACCAGUCCCAACACACUACUUCUGUAUAAUCACCAGCUGCUUAGAUUAUAACCAGCCAGCUGACAACUGUGAUGGCAGAUUAUCCGUCAUGUCUUUUAUCAUUCCCCACCGGCCAGACAACGAUGAAAGCUGCAAUAACUCAGAAGAUGAAUCGAAGUGGGUGGAGGAACUUUUAAAGAUGCACACCGCUCGCGUUAAAGACAUUGAACAGCUAACCGGACUUGACUUCUAUCGAAAGACAAAUCGCAGCUACACAGAGAUCCUUUCCCUAAAGACGUACAUGCAUACGUUUGAGAGCGAGAUUUAA
Staurois parvus is the source of this 2753-nucleotide messenger RNA. NCBI's taxonomy places the organism in Eukaryota, Metazoa, Chordata, Amphibia, Anura, Ranidae. The record is from the annotation of a GenBank genome assembly.